Molecule: messenger RNA, 1062 nt
Organism: Macrobrachium nipponense
Lineage: Eukaryota; Metazoa; Arthropoda; Malacostraca; Decapoda; Palaemonidae
Exons: 2
Coding region: 133-1062 (309 amino acids)
Source: RefSeq, a predicted model, not a curated record
AAAAGGUUAUUUUAACCACUUUUAGGACUCCAUAUCCAAGGUGAGUAUGGAAGAAGAAGAAGCGCCGGCCGCCAGUAAACAUAAACAAAGUCUUGACACCAGUGACCAGGGAGAACUUUUAACCAGGUUUCGAUGGCACUUCAGACUGACUUAGAUUCUUGUUCCUUAUGCCUCCGUGAUAUUGCUCAGCAGCGUCACAUCAAGGGAAACGUCUGUCUGAAGUAUUCAGGAUCAUCCACAAGUGAAGUUGUUGCCUAUAUUGUUGGACAAGAGGUUCCAAUACUUUCUAUAUGUUUUAGGUGUUACAGACUCCUCCUUGGCAUUGAUUAUCAUCAGCAUGAAUUCAAGAGACUGAAAGAUUCCAUUGUUAAGAUUUACUUCGAACGUAAUCCACAGGAGAAACCUAGCUCAAGUAUUUCUGAAACUGAGUCUUCAGAUCCACAGAACCCUAGUGCUGAAGGACAAUUAUCCAGUCAUAGUGAUGUUACUCCUUCAGGCAAUUCUGUUCAAAAUGCCUUCAACAUUGAAUGCCCUGGAUACAGUUUACAGGAUGUUGAUGUAAAUUCUGAAGGAGCCAGAAGAGAAGAAGAAUAUGAUGUAAAAGAAGGUGGAGUUAUCAGUUCAGAAGAGAAGAAUAUCCAAGAUACCAACCGAGGAAAGUGUAUCUCAGUAAGAUCAUCCAGAAGGAGUAAAAAAGAGAAGAAACUGUGUGAUUUUGAGUAUUAUACUGAUGUUUCAAAAGAUGACAGCAAAACGUUGGAGCCUCAGAAUACUGAAGUUACAUGCACUGAAAGUGAUGCAUUAGUCAAUGAGGAUACUGAAAAAAAUUAUUGCACUCUUUGUUCUAAAGACUUUGCUAUAAGAAAAGACUAUCUCAGUCACUCUUGUUUGAAAAUCGUUGGAAAGAGGGUCACACUUAAAUGCAAAGGCUGCCAGAUGCCAUUUUCUGUUAGACAGCAUUACAUGAAACACAUUGACCAUUGCUAUAAAAAUGUUCCUGUAAAAUGUCAUCUUUGUAUGGUAAGUCUUAUUCUUUUAUUGCACCUUUGUUGUACUGUAUAG